Messenger RNA from Eruca vesicaria subsp. sativa (arugula), 273 nucleotides. Lineage: Eukaryota; Viridiplantae; Streptophyta; Magnoliopsida; Brassicales; Brassicaceae. The record is from the annotation of a GenBank genome assembly.
AUGGCUUCAUCUCGAGCGUUUAAGCCGCACCACUCUCCGUAUCCGCCUCUUUCUCUCCUGACACCACCGUUACUUUCCUUUCCUUUCUCGCUGCUUCCUCCACUACCGUCCACGUCGACGAGCGUCUCUCUGUCUCCUCCCCCUCCUCCUCUCGCUUGCUCUGUUGGAGAUCAAGGCUUAUCAGCUGUUGGAAAGUUCUGUAAGCAGCUCGAAGAAAGGUUUUGUGUAUUAACUGAUGUUGGAGUUAUUGAUCUCUUCCCAGUUCCGAGAUAA